Molecule: messenger RNA, 1383 nt
Organism: Heterobasidion irregulare TC 32-1
Lineage: Eukaryota; Fungi; Basidiomycota; Agaricomycetes; Russulales; Bondarzewiaceae
Exons: 10
Coding region: 1-1383 (460 amino acids)
Biological process (GO): rRNA base methylation
Cellular component (GO): nucleolus
Molecular function (GO): methyltransferase activity
Source: RefSeq, a predicted model, not a curated record
AUGAAUUUUUACUUUGAGGCUGCUAAGACGCUCGAUCGCCUAAAUGCUAAACAAGGCUCCGUGAAGUCAGUUCUCAGCACUUUGCCUGACAAAGACCGCAAGCGCACCGCUGCCCUUGUCAUUGAGACGCUCAAGUACAAGUCAGCGUUGACAGAUGUGAUUGUCGCGUCCAGGCUACUUGAAGAAGAGCGAAAGAUAACUUCACGUAGCCUCGCACUGGUCUUGGUGCAUGAUGUUCUGCUUUCAAAAGGCAUUCAAGCUGGCGACGGACCUAUCAAACAGGCCAUUCUGCGACAUAAGACAAGGCUCCACGCCGAGUUCAUUAAGAUCAAGAUAAAAAAUGGUGCAAAAGCCAACAUUGAACUAGCGCAAACAGGCGAUGCUAGAGCGGAACAAAUGCCUCGCUACGUUCGCGUCAAUACUUUGAAGACUUCAUUAGAAGAGACUAUCAAAUCGUACGUUUCAAAAGGCUAUGAAAUAGGCGAUCCACUCCAGGCAAAGAAAUUCGCAAAGGAUCAGCAUAUUCCAGACCUACUACUUUUCCCGCCACAAACACAGUUUCACGAAGAUCUUGCUUACACGAGUGGCAGGAUCAUCCUUCAGGAUAAAGCUUCGUGCUUCCCUGCUACGGUCCUCGCCCCUCCAGCGAGAGAUGAUUGUGUCGUCAUAGACGCGACAGCAGCUCCUGGAAACAAGACUUCACAUCUCAGCGCACUCAUGCAAAACAAAGGGAAACUAUUCGCUUUCGAACGGGAUCGGAGGAGGUUCUCUACUCUGAAGACCAUGCUUGAUAAAGCAGGCUGUCGGAACACGGAAGCCCUGAACAUCGACUUCCUCACUACAAAUCCCGAAGACAUUCAAUUCGCCGAAGUCACCCAUAUUCUUCUCGACCCAUCAUGCAGUGGUUCGGGCAUCGUCAAUCGCCUUGAUCAUCUCCUCGAACCAGAGGAAGUAAGUCAAGAAAACCUGGAAGGAAGACUAAACAAACUUUCAUCAUUUCAACUAAUGAUGAUUCGACAUGCGAUGAAAUUCCCUUCUGUUCAAAAAAUCGUGUACUCCACCUGCAGCAUCCACGCGAUCGAAAACGAACACGUUGUGCAGGAAGCUAUAAACAGCGCGGAGGCCCGCACAGGAGCGUUCAAACUCGCAUCUCCUGAUAUGGUCCUCCCGAACUGGCACCGCAGGGGACUACCGGACAAGCUCUCCAACCCAGUGGACGCCGCAGCUUUGGUGCGCUGCUCUCCCGGGGAAGAUGCGACAAACGGCUUCUUUGUUUCGUGCUUCAAAAGACGUGUCAUGGAAGGGAGUGGGGAUAAUGCGUUGUUCGAGCAGGGAAAGGGUCGGAGGCAUAAGAAGAGAAAAACGAAAGCGGGGAACGCGUGA